AUCAGCGCACCCGGAAGCAGGAGCAGCGUGGAGAGUCAGCUCAGCAGUGGCUAACAAGAUUAGCAUCAAACUCUUCAUCAUAAAUAAAAAAAAAUGGACAAUGCGACGGAGGGAACGUGGGACAGUUUACCUGUCAAACUCAACGACAGCAUUUUACAAACGCUCGAGGAGCUCACAUUCACACACAUGACACCUGUUCAGUCUGCUUGUAUCCCGCUCUUCAUGCGAAACAAAGAUGUUGCUGCUGAGGCGGUGACUGGGAGCGGAAAGACGCUGGCUUUCGUCAUUCCGAUCAUAGAGCUGCUCCUGAAGAGAGAAGAAAAGCUCAAGAAGAUGCAGGUUGGUGCCCUGGUGAUCACUCCCACCAGAGAGCUUGCUCUGCAGAUUAGUGAAGUCAUGGAGCAGUUCAUCCAGAAGUUUCCACAGUUUAAGCAGAUUUUACUGAUUGGAGGCAGCAACCCAAUAGAGGACGUGGAGAAGUUCAAAGAGCAAGGAGCGAACAUUGUGAUAGCGACGCCUGGUCGUCUGGAGGACAUGUUCAGGAGAAAGUCAGAUGGUCUGGACUUGGCCGGCUCCGUCAAGAGUCUGGAGGUGCUGGUCCUCGAUGAGGCCGACAGACUAUUGGACAUGGGAUUUGAAGCCAGUCUGAACACAAUCCUGGACUACCUGCCCAAACAGAGACGUACAGGUUUGUUUUCAGCCACUCAGACUCAGGAGCUGGAGAAGCUGGUGAGGGCGGGGCUUAGGAACCCCGUACGUAUCACCGUCAAAGAGAAGGGCGUGGCUGCCUCCGCCGUCCAGAAAACACCUUCCAGACUCUCCAACUACUACACUAUCUGUAAAUCAGAAGACAAGUUCAACAACCUGGUGGCGUUUCUACGGCAACACAAGCACGAGAAGAAUCUGGUCUUCUUCAGUACGUGUGCGUGUGUGGAGUACUACGGUCGAGCUCUCGAGACGCUCAUCAAGAAGGUCACGGUCCACUGCAUCCACGGCAAGAUGAAGAACAAACGCAACAAGAUCUUUGCAGACUUCCGCGCACUGAAAAGUGGGAUCUUGGUGUGCACAGACGUCAUGGCGAGAGGCAUAGAUAUCCCUGAUGUGAACUGGGUGUUGCAGUAUGAUCCUCCAAGCAGUGCCAGUGCCUUUGUGCAUCGAUGUGGGCGUACAGCGCGCAUUGGAAAUCAAGGCAACGCCCUCGUUUUCCUGCUGCCAAUGGAGGAGUCCUACGUCACUUUUCUGUCCAUCAACCAGAAAUGCCCGUUGCAGCCAAUGCCCCCUAUAGGUGAUGUUGUGGACGUGCUGCCGAAGGUUCAGGCUAUGUCUCUGGCGGACCGAGCCAUGUUCGACAGAAGCAUGAGAGCCUUUGUCUCCUGCGUCCAGGCGUACGCCAAACACGAGUGUAGCCUCAUCUUCAGAGUUAAAGAUCUGAAUUAUGCCACUUUAGCCCGCGGAUUCGCCCUCCUCCGCCUCCCCAAGAUGCCUGAGCUGAGGGGCAAAUAUUUUCCUGGUUUCACCCAGACAACGAUAGACACAGAAACAAUCCGCUACAAGGACAAGAACAGGGAGAAACAGAGACAGAAGAUGCUCGCCGAGCUGAAAGACAAGCCGCGGCUUCCCAGAAGGACCUUCAUCAAGAACAAGUCCUGGUCCAAACAGAAGAGCAGAAAGGAUCGCAGGAGGAAGAACGCCGCCAAGAGGAAACACAAUGAGGACUCCGACAUUGAAGAUGUAGACAUGGCGGAGCUUUUAAAUGACACUCGCCUUCUCAAGAAACUAAAGAAAGGUAAAAUCAGCGAGGAGGACUUUGAGAAUCGGGUAACAAGUGGACCAAAGUCCAAACACAAAACAGAAGCAGCUUCACGCGACGGCCCAGAGGAGGAGGAGGAAGUCUGAUGAAACAACGUGUAAAA
This is a messenger RNA of Labrus bergylta (ballan wrasse), 1913 nucleotides long. RefSeq names its product DEAD (Asp-Glu-Ala-Asp) box polypeptide 55 (gene ddx55). Gene Ontology annotation, cellular component: nucleolus. Gene Ontology annotation, molecular function: nucleic acid binding; ATP binding. Lineage: Eukaryota; Metazoa; Chordata; Actinopteri; Labriformes; Labridae. The record is from RefSeq and is a predicted model, not a curated record.